AUGAGUGCGUCACCCUCCGGUGGCCCUGGCCCGAAUGGUCAGAGACCAACUCCUCCUCCUGGCGCGCCGUCUCUGCGCAGGCUGCGCAAGCCAGUCAACCCUCUCGUUGCGCCCAGAAGACCCGUGAAGCGGCCUGUUGCCCCGAAACCUGCCCCUCUCGACAAGGGUUCUUUGACCGACAAGAGAGGUGGAAAGUCUAAGCAACCCGAACCUCCUUCGAAACCAGGCCCAACCUUUGAUCACCUGCGCAGACAGAACGAUGGAUGGUCGAGGCCCAAACCGCCCGGGGCUGUCGAGUAUCCUCUGUUCAUCACCAAGAAGGAUCUGAAGGGAGGCCUUCGUUUCCACAUCAUGAGAUUUGCACCUUCCAAGGGUUCAACUGACGAUAUCGAUCCGACAAACCAGCAAAAGUUCACUCGCCCCGUUACGCUGCAUCGACGCGACCCGAGGCAACCGCCGCCGGGUCGUGAGGUCAAGGAAGAAGCCCCCGAGCAGCCCCCGGCCAAUGCGGAGGAUGAGGAAAAGCUCGCAAAGCAGAAGGCCGAGAGAGAUGCCCAGCGGGCCUUGGACGAUGCGCAAAAGGCCCCUGUCACCAAGGAGCUUGCGCUCAAGCGACAGCAGGGCAAGCAGAAGGAGCAGAAGCCUUUUGUGCAAGUUAACUAUCAGGCGCGCACCGAGAAGCAGAAGAAGGAGCAAGAGAUCAGAUAUGUAGAAGCUCUACCUUGGCACUUGGAGGAUGCCGACGGCAAGAACGUGUGGGUUGGACAAUACGAGGCACCGCUGUCCGAGUCAAAGGUGGCCUUGAUGAUCCACAAUGGAGGCUUCCGCAUGGUACCUCUGGAGAAGUGGUACAAGUUCACGCCAAAGCGAGGAGCAUUCAAUCACAUGAGUAUCGAGGAGGCAGAGAAGGCCAUGAGCAGAAAGACCGCUCCCGCGCGCUGGGCCAUAAGAGAAACAGACCGGAAGAAUGCGGAACUUGCUAUGGAAGAAUCACGAAAGAUUGUCAACGGGCGAGCGGCUAUCAAACAAGAGAGCAACACGUUCCAGCAGUCUUCUCGUGGAGACAAAAUGGACCACGACACCCUCGACCUGUCUGGGGAUGAAUUCCAGGAUGAUGACGAGACCGCAGGCUUCGAACCUGACCGGGAUGAAGAGGUCAAGGAUAGUAAGGAAAGAGUCCGUCGUGAACAGCUUGGAGCGAACUUGUUCGGUGAUGCCGAUGAAAACAAGGUCGAGAAGGAAGAGGCUUCUGUGAAAAAAGAAGAGGAAGAGCGAAAGGUUCUCGGCAAAUCACUCAAGAAGGCUCUCAAGAAGCGCGAUAAGCAAUUCCAAUACGACAGCGAUUCGGAUUCGAACCAUGACCCUUUUGCUUCGUCGUCGAGCGAGUCUGACUCCGACUCCGAGAGGGAAAGAGAGAAGGAGAAAGAAAAAGAAGAGGAUAAGAAAGGCGAUAAGGGGGCAUCUUCUAAGGGAAACAACACCCCUCAAGGCAAGAAGGCAGCUGCCGAAGCAGCAAAGAAAACCAAGUCUCUCAAGCGGGCCGGAUCUCCAAUGGUCUCGGAUUCUAGUGGCGCCGAGUCUACCCGCAAGAAGAAGAAGCUGGAGACUGGUGCAUCCAUGGCCGGAAGCCGUGGCAAUACUCCUUUGCCCGCAAACCAACGCAUCCGCUCUGGCGCUGGCUCAACUAGCGAUGGCGAGGCUACGGCUGGUGAGAUGUCCGAUGGUGCAGGCGGCAAGAAGAAGAAGAAGCGGCCGGUGCUGGGAGCGAGCGCACGCGGCACUCCUUCGGGAUCACGAGCUGGUAGUCCCGUUGCGCCUCAUGGCAGCAAUGUGGUCGGGAGCAAGCCCACGACAUCGUCUGCCCGGGCGGCCUCUCCUGGCUCGCCGGCUCAGGGUCAGAGUAAGGAAGUGAUUCACCCGAUCUCUUCACAGGAGAUUAUCGAUGCGAUGCCGCCUCAUCCUCAAGGGAUCUCUGUCGGUCAGCUGCUCAAGAAAUUUGAGCACCGUUUAGAGAAACCUGGAUUUCCGACCAGGAAGUCGUGGCUGGAUCAGGUUAAGAUGUGUACAGCUUGGGACAAGACCCAGAAGCUGUUGCGCCGCAAAGCUUAG
Anthostomella pinea is the source of this 2109-nucleotide messenger RNA. Lineage: Eukaryota; Fungi; Ascomycota; Sordariomycetes; Xylariales; Xylariaceae. The record is from the annotation of a GenBank genome assembly.